Penicillium canariense is the source of this 693-nucleotide messenger RNA. RefSeq lists its product as uncharacterized. The transcript has a single exon. Bases 1 to 693 code for a protein of 230 amino acids. The record is from RefSeq and is a predicted model, not a curated record. NCBI's taxonomy places the organism in Eukaryota, Fungi, Ascomycota, Eurotiomycetes, Eurotiales, Aspergillaceae.
AUGGUCGUCGAUACCCUCUACGGCUACAACACCGCCGGUCGCGCUGGGCCCUCUGGCACUAGCCUAGUGUUCCCCCUCGACCUGGACCAAGUCUCGACCAUAGAUCUCACCAAUUCAGCGACGCGACAGCUUACCCUGAAUGACCUUGGUACCGACUGCCCACAGACGGAAGCUCCCUCCGUGAUCGCGACUGCGGCACCUAACGGCCGGUGUGAUCCUAUCCUGCUGGCUCCGGAGCCCGUCAAAUCUUGGGCGUCGCCUUGCAAUGCAUGCGGUCAGUUCGGGUUGUUCGACCCCCCGUAUGCCGUCUCUCCGCUCACUGGAGGCCUUGUGCCGGUGACGACCACUGUUGCGAUGACCCAGCCAGAGACACAGACUACUCCAAGCGCGGCGUCCGCCACUGAUACUUCUGCCACGGCGGUGGUCAUUACGGAGUCCCCGUCUCCAAGUACAGAGGCUACUUCGUCGGUCAUAGAAACCACUUCCUCUCCGAUUGCGGUUACUUCUUCCAGUGUCAUGCCGACUCCGGCGUCAUCUAGCACUGGCGGGGCUACUGGUUCAUCUUCUUCAUCAUCCCUCAGCUCAACCUCCAGUCCAGCUACUACUUCAACGGCGUUCAAUUCCGCGCCCAAAGAAAGUGGGUGUGGUGCAUGGCUGGGCUUGAGUUUCUUCGCGCUGGCAUGCUUGCUGUAA